This is a messenger RNA of Zygosaccharomyces rouxii, 522 nucleotides long. It is a transcript of the gene CDC31, whose product is annotated as centrin. Gene Ontology annotation, cellular component: mitotic spindle pole body; half bridge of spindle pole body. The transcript has a single exon. Gene Ontology annotation, biological process: spindle pole body duplication. Bases 1 to 522 code for a protein of 173 amino acids. The record is from RefSeq and is a predicted model, not a curated record. Gene Ontology annotation, molecular function: microtubule binding; calcium ion binding. NCBI's taxonomy places the organism in Eukaryota, Fungi, Ascomycota, Saccharomycetes, Saccharomycetales, Saccharomycetaceae.
AUGAAUAGUAUUCGUAGAAAGAAUGUCAAGAGUGUACCAACGAUACCUUCACCUGCAGCUGAUAGUUCGCCGUUGCAAGAUCAAUUACUAGAUGAACAGAAGCAAGAGAUAUAUGAAGCCUUUUCACUAUUUGAUAUGAAUAAUGAUGGGUACUUGGAUUACCAUGAAUUGAAGGUUGCAAUGAGGGCAUUGGGCUUUGAUCUUCCUAAGAGAGAGAUUCUAGAUCUAAUAGAUCAGUACGAUAGAGAUGGGCGUCAUUUGAUGCAGUAUGAGGAUUUUUACAUGAUAAUGGGUGACAAAAUAGUGAAAAGAGACCCACUCGAUGAGAUUAAAAGGGCAUUUAAACUGUUUGAUGAUGAUCAAACAGGCAAGAUUAGUCUAAAGAACUUAAGAAGGGUUGCUAAGGAAUUAGGUGAAAAUUUGACAGAUGAAGAGUUAAGAGCCAUGAUUGAAGAGUUUGACCUUGACGGAGAUGGUGAAAUAGAUGAACAGGAGUUUAUAGCGAUUUGCACCGAUAGCUAA